CGGCCAACGGCUGUUCCCGCCAACCGGAAAUUCAAACGUCCGCUGUGGCCCCUCCUCCCGGGGAGGUAUAAAAGCAGCGGCGGCUCCUCCGCCCCUCACUACUGCCUUCAACACCCGAUCCUUCACGUCGGCUAGAGGGACAACUACUGAACUAACAAUGCGUGAGUGUAUUUCUAUGCAUGUCGGCCAGGCCGGCGCCCAGAUGGGCAAUGCAUGCUGGGAGCUCUACUGCCUGGAGCACGGCAUCCAGCCGGACGGUCAGAUGCCCAGCGACAAGACCAUCGGAGGAGGAGACGACUCCUUCAACACCUUCUUCAGCGAGACUGGAGCUGGAAAACAUGUUCCCAGAGCUGUGUUUGUGGACUUGGAGCCAACAGUCAUCGAUGAAAUCCGUACAGGAACCUACCGUCAGCUCUUCCACCCCGAGCAGCUGAUCACAGGCAAAGAGGAUGCAGCCAACAACUACGCUCGUGGUCACUACACCAUCGGAAAGGAGAUCAUUGACAUGGUUCUGGACAGAACACGCAAGCUUGCUGACCAGUGCACAGGCCUCCAGGGUUUCCUCAUCUUCCACUCCUUUGGAGGAGGAACCGGCUCCGGCUUCACCUCUCUGCUGAUGGAGCGCCUCUCUGUCGACUACGGCAAGAAAUCCAAGCUGGAGUUUGCGGUUUAUCCGGCUCCUCAGGUGUCCACAGCCGUGGUGGAGCCCUACAACUCCAUCCUGACCACCCACACCACCCUGGAGCACUCCGACUGCGCCUUCAUGGUGGACAACGAGGCCAUCUACGAUAUCUGCCGCAGGAACCUGGACAUCGAGCGUCCCACCUACACCAACCUGAACAGGCUGAUUGGACAGAUCGUCUCCUCCAUCACCGCCUCCCUGCGCUUCGACGGAGCCUUGAACGUGGACCUGACGGAGUUCCAGACCAACCUGGUGCCCUACCCUCGUAUCCACUUCCCCCUGGCCACCUACGCCCCGGUUAUCUCUGCAGAGAAGGCCUACCAUGAGCAGCUCUCCGUGGCUGACAUCACCAAUGCCUGCUUCGAGCCAGCCAACCAGAUGGUGAAAUGUGACCCUCGUCACGGCAAGUACAUGGCCUGUUGUCUGCUGUACCGUGGAGACGUGGUUCCCAAAGAUGUCAACUCCGCCAUCGCCACCAUCAAGACCAAGCGCACCAUCCAGUUUGUGGACUGGUGUCCAACUGGCUUCAAGGUGGGCAUCAACUACCAGCCUCCCACUGUGGUUCCUGGAGGAGACCUGGCCAAGGUGCAGAGGGCCGUGUGCAUGCUGAGCAACACCACCGCCAUCGCCGAGGCCUGGGCCCGACUGGACCACAAGUUCGACCUGAUGUACGCCAAGAGGGCCUUCGUCCACUGGUACGUUGGAGAGGGGAUGGAGGAGGGAGAGUUCUCAGAGGCCAGGGAGGACAUGGCUGCUCUGGAGAAGGACUACGAGGAGGUGGGAACCGACAGCAUGGGUGAGGAGGAUGAGGAAGGAGAGGAGUAUUAAGUCCCUGGAACAUCCGUCUGCAGUUUGCAGCUCCAUGAAGCCAUACUGGACUCAUUCCUUCAACUCUGCACAUUCGGUCAUGUUCAUUUUUAUUUGUGCAAACUAAUAAAGAACGUCAAGCAUA
Amphiprion ocellaris (clown anemonefish) is the source of this 1634-nucleotide messenger RNA. Its product is annotated as tubulin alpha chain-like. The record is from RefSeq and is a predicted model, not a curated record. Lineage: Eukaryota; Metazoa; Chordata; Actinopteri; Pomacentridae. The transcript has 4 exons. The coding region runs from base 158 to 1510 and encodes 450 amino acids. Gene Ontology annotation, biological process: mitotic cell cycle; microtubule cytoskeleton organization. Gene Ontology annotation, molecular function: GTP binding; structural constituent of cytoskeleton. Gene Ontology annotation, cellular component: microtubule; cytoplasm.